AUGUGUAUUGUUGAGAGUGAGGAUAAUUCAAAGGAUGUAAUGUAUUUGUUUCACUCUAACAAUUGUCACUUACUGAAAGUUGAGCUCGAUGCCGACAAUAAUUUUCCAAUUUUACAGGAAACAGAAACGAAAAUUAUUUUUGGAAUUACAUUCAACAAAUCUAAAAACGAGGUUAUAGUUUUAGGACAAGAUAGAGUUGUAGUGUAUGAUGGAGACAACUUGCUUUUCAAAUAUGAACAAUUAUACAUGGAACCAACCUUGGCCAUUCAUUAUGAUCACAGUACUGACGAAUUAUGUACCUUUUCAUUUGAAAGCAAUAAUUAUUACUUGAGGAAGUAUUAUGGAAACUCACUUGGGUUUUCCAAAUGUCAUGAAAUUGUUUCUUUUGAAAUUGGUGAUGUAGAACCAAUAUUUGGCUGGAAACCCCAUAAUUUCUUGGUUUUUUACAGUAAUACCGACCAUGAGUUACUAUUGUGUGAUAGCUCAAAUUUCUCAUUGGUAGCAAAAGUAGAUGGAUAUAAAUUGGAUAGCUUAGCUUUUGACAGAGUAACAAAUACUAUAUUUUCAUUCAGUCAUAACAAAGUUUCUCAAUUAGAACUGCUACUAGAAACCUUCGUAUAUGAUAUGCCUUUGAGUAGAGAAAUUUAUGGAAAUCUAUUUUGUCUUCAAUCAAAGUUCCCAAAAACAUUCUUUAUUUCAAAUGAUGUUCCCUUGGUAGUGAGUUAUCUCAGGAAUAUCAGAUUGCCAAGGUUACACAAAUUUAAACAUAAGGAAUUUAGGGACGAGUCAGUAAUUUCUGAGAUUUAUGAUAUGAACACUGAAGAGGUUAUUAAAAUAAGAGCGGAUUCGAGUGUAUAUGACUUGGUUAAGUUUUCACCUUUCGAAUUUAGAAGCAAAAAUCUACAUUACAAAUACUUUAAAAGGUUUCCUAAUGACAAGAUGUUUGUGAUAGGGACUAACUUUGAUGAUACCUUUUACAUCGCUGUUUUACUUUCAGAAUUGAAAGAGUAUGGGCAGUGGCUUGACGAUUUUCCGAUCCAUAUUGUUUCACGUAAGGACGAAUCAGUUGUAAAAUGCAAGCUUUCUGAUUUUAUUAAAACUUUAAAAACAGAGAUCUAUGUCAUGCUCCAUUAUCCAGACAGAGACGAAGGAUCAACAGGGUACGAGUUCAAGAUCAACACAGAAAAGCUUUAUUUCAAACUGGGUAAAGAGGGUUGCAUGGACCCAGAGACUGGAAAGCUUAAUUCUAACAUGUUAUCAGAAAGCUAUCGCAAUAUAGUUAUUCAUUCAGGCUUUGAAACCAUACUGAGGAUUGCUAAAAUUCAUUUAAAAGACCAAUGA
Molecule: messenger RNA, 1341 nt
Organism: Naegleria gruberi
Lineage: Eukaryota; Heterolobosea; Eutetramitea; Acrasida; Naegleriidae
Exons: 1
Coding region: 1-1341 (446 amino acids)
Source: RefSeq, a predicted model, not a curated record